Messenger RNA from Phyllostomus hastatus (greater spear-nosed bat), 3316 nucleotides. RefSeq names its product extended synaptotagmin 2 (gene ESYT2). The transcript is spliced from 23 exons. The record is from RefSeq and is a predicted model, not a curated record. Gene Ontology annotation, molecular function: lipid binding. NCBI's taxonomy places the organism in Eukaryota, Metazoa, Chordata, Mammalia, Chiroptera, Phyllostomidae. The coding region runs from base 138 to 2732 and encodes 864 amino acids. Gene Ontology annotation, biological process: lipid transport.
UGACGUCGUACGCCGCCCGCGGGCGGAAGCGCGGGCGGGCUCUAGCGGCGGCUCCGUCCCCUCGGAGGGACGCAGGAGCGCGGGUUGAGGCUGCUCGGCGGAGCGGGACGCGCUCGCAGCGCGGCUGGGCGCUGGCGAUGACCGACGCCGGGGCCCCGGGACCUGAGGCCGGCGCUGCGCGGGCCGAGCCGGCCGGCGCGGCGCUGAGCGUGGACGUGGCGGGGCUGCUGGUGCAGCUGGCGCGCAGCUUCGCGCUGCUGCUGCCGGUGUACGCGCUCGGCUACCUGGGCCUGAGUUUCAGCUGGGUGCUGCUGGCGCUCGGGCUGCUCGUGUGGUGCCGGCGGAGCCGCGGCCUCAAAGCCACCCGCCUGUGCCGCGCCCUGGCGCUGCUGGAGGACGAGGAGCGCGCGGUGCGCUUGGGGGUGCGCGCCUGCGACCUGCCCGCCUGGGUUCACUUUCCAGACACGGAAAGAGCAGAAUGGCUAAAUAAGACGGUGAAGCACAUGUGGCCUUUCAUCUGCCAGUUCAUAGAGAAGCUGUUCCGGGAGACCAUAGAGCCGGCCGUGCGGGGAGCCAACGCCCACCUCAGCACCUUCAGUUUCACCAGAGUCGACAUCGGCCAGCAGCCCCUCAGGAUCAACGGUGUCAAGGUGUACACUGAAAAUGUGGACAAAAGGCAAAUUAUCCUGGACCUUCAGGUCAGUUUUGUAGGAAACUGUGAGAUCGACCUGGAGAUCAGGCGGUACUUUUGUAGAGCUGGUGUGCAAAGUAUACAGAUUCACGGCACGAUGCGGGUGAUCCUGGAACCGCUGAUUGGAGACAUGCCCCUGGUGGGAGCCUUGUCCAUCUUCUUCCUCAGGAAGCCGCUUCUGGAAAUUAACUGGACAGGCCUGACCAAUCUUCUCGACAUCCCCGGGCUGAAUGGCCUAUCAGAUACUAUCAUCUUGGAUAUAAUAUCAAACCACCUGGUGCUUCCCAAUCGAAUCACUGUUCCGCUCGUCAGCGAGGUUCAGAUAGCCCAGCUGCGGUUUCCGAUACCGAAGGGUGUUCUCAGGAUACACUUCGUUGAAGCUCAGGACCUCCAGGGGAAGGACACCUUCCUUAAGGGGCUUGUCAAGGGCAAGUCAGACCCCUACGGCGUGAUCCGAGUCGGCAGCCAGAUCUUCCAGAGCAAGGUCAUCAAGGAGAACCUGAGCCCGAGGUGGAACGAGGUGUACGAGGCCUUGGUCUACGAACACCCCGGACAGGAGUUAGAAAUCGAGCUCUUCGACGAAGACCCGGACAAGGACGACUUUCUGGGAAGCCUCAUGCUCGACCUGACCGAGGUGGAAAAGGAGCGCCUCCUGGACGAGUGGUUCACCCUGGACGAGGUCCCCAGAGGGAAGCUGCACCUGAAGCUGGAGUGGCUGACGCUGAUGCCACACGCUGGCCGCCUGGACCAGGUGCUCACAGACAUCCGAGCCGGCAAGGGCCAAGCCAACGACGGCCUUUCCUCCUCCUUGCUGAUCUUGUACUUGGACUCAGCGAGGAACCUUCCGAGUAACCCAUUAGAAUUUAACGCUGAUGUCUUGAAGAAGGCUGCAGCUCAGAAAGCUUUCAAGUCAGGGAAGAAGGUGAACAGCAGCCCCAACCCUCUGGUGCGGAUGUCGGUCGGUCACAAGGCCCAGGAGAGCAAGAUUCGCUACAAAACCAACGAGCCUGUGUGGGAGGAGAACUUCACUUUCUUCGUCCACAACCCCAAGCGCCAGGACCUUGAAGUCGAGGUCAGAGACGAGCAGCACCAGUGUUCACUGGGGAACCUGAGGAUCCCGCUCAGCCGGCUGCUCACCAGCAACGACAUGACCAUCAACCAGCGGUUCCAGCUCAGCAAUUCAGGGCCGAACAGCACCCUGAAGAUGAAGAUUGCCCUCAGGGUACUCCACCUGGAAAAGCAGGACAGGUCUCCGGACCACCAACACUCAGCUCAAGUAAAGCGACCCUCCGUUUCCAAAGAAGGGAGGAAAACAUCUGUCCGGUCUCAGAUGUCUGCGUCGCCAGGCACUGGUGACGGCAGCCCGGCCCCGUCCACGCCCAUCAUCGGGGGCGCUGCGAGGCCUGGCCUGGAGGACAGAGCCCCGCCUGCGGAGGCCAGCCCCCAGGGACCCCGAGACCUGGGCCGGAGCUCCUCCAGCCUGCAGGUCGGCGCCACCGGCUCCCCCAGCCACAUGUUUGUCAAGGAGCCCACGCCCAGCAUAGCCUCGGACAUAUCGCUGCCCAUCGCCACGCAGGAGCUGCGGCAGAGGCUUCGGCAGCUCGAGAACGGGACGACGCUGGGACAGUCUCCGCUGGGGCAGAUCCAGCUGACCGUCCGGCACAGCUCGCAGAGAAACAAGCUGGUGGUGGUUGUGCACGCCUGCAGGAAUCUCAUCGCCUUCUCUGAAGACGGCUCCGACCCCUACGUCCGCAUGUACUUGUUACCGGACAAGAGGAGGUCGGGGAGGAGAAAAACGCACGUGUCGAAGAAAACACUGAACCCCGUGUUUGAUCAGAGCUUUGAUUUCAGCGUGUCCUUGCCAGACGUGCAGCGGAGGACCCUGGACGUGGCCGUGAAGAACAGCGGCGGCUUCCUGUCCAAGGACAAAGGGCUGCUCGGCAAGGUGCUGGUCGCUCUGGCGUCGGAGGAGCUCGCCAAAGGCUGGACCCAGUGGUAUGACCUCACGGAAGAUGGGACGAGACCGCACGUGGUGACGUAGGCCCCGCGGGCCGAGGCGCUGCUCCCUGGGGUGUCGGCCCCGCCCCGCGUGCUGGAAGGCGCCCUCCUCCCCCAAUCACCGACGCUGUUUUUAUACUUCCUGUUCUUCUCUGGACAUGCCUUACUCGUUUUAUAAAGCGUGGACACUUGAGGCAUGUUUGGCCGAUGGUAUCGUCCAGUGUUGUGUGUUGGACCCCUCCCGCGAGCCAGCAGCCGUCACAGCCCACAGCCAGGCGGCAGGCCCUGCUGGUGGGGGAGGCUGGGUGUCCGGGAGGCGGGCCCGUGUGUCUGCCUCGUCGUGGCCGUGCUUCGCGUGUCACUGGGGCACGCCGUGCCGUGUAAAUAGAUGCUAUUUUUUAUAAUCUCUACAUGCUGGUUUGGAUUCAGAAGAAAAUGGCUUAAGGAAAUAUAUAUAUUUUCUUCUAAAUUCUUAUGACAGAUAAUCAUUUUUGUCUUUGCAGGAAAAAGUUCUCAGUGACUUAUUUUGUGCCAUUUAUUUUUAAAGAGAAAAGCUGAAAGAUUAUGAAAUAUUAGUAUAUUUCUGCCCAUUAUCAAAGAAAGAAAGUAUUAAAACUAUUAACACUU